AUGGCGAAACCCGAGGGGCCAUCACUCUCUCAGCUGUGGUUCUGGAACAUCACGCCACUGCAAUCCACUCAUCCUACCAAUCUUCGCGAUGGAUCUUUCUUUCAGAUGCUUAAGGACCGUCCAGUCCGGCUGAGGGACCCACAGCUCCCUUCCAACUUCACCCUCCCAUUUAAUCAAAGCCGCUCGAGCAGUUCUACCAAAUACAAGAAAACUGUCAUUCCGAUAUUGGGGCAUAUAUUUGCCAUUAUCAAACUCCGGGGACUUGAGAAAUUGGAGCACAUGUGGGGCGAAGACGAGCCGGAAGACCAAGAGUUGUCAACCGCACGUGAGGAAACCGACUGGGAGGCGGAAAUUCCCAAGCUUCGAGGCCCCCCUAAGUAUGGCGCCGAGUUCAUCGAGUCACUGUGGAAGCUCGCUUCUCACAGUUACAUGGAACAGUUGGCGCAUGAUCCCACCGUUCCGGAGCCCAAGACAGCCGAAGCAUUGUUCUUCGAGUACAUACUGCAGAAGGACGAAAACAUCGGCAACAACGCUUGUCUUAAAUUUGUCGUGGAUAAGGGAGCGGUACUGGCUGCGAUCCGGCAGCUGGAUGGGUUGAAAUCAAAUGCAGACACAAGCCCUUCGGGCAAGGAAACAAGGGGCCGAAGCCCACCGGAAAUCCCGAACGCAACCGAUGAUUCUCCUGGGACUACGCGUUCCAGAAACACCAGCAACAAAAGAAGGAGGCUCAACCGUUCUGUCAAGGUCCAGAGUUCUAUCGAGACCCCCAACACACCCAGUUCAUCGCAACAGACGUCGUCGCGUGCGCCAACAGAACGGCCGUCUUCACGUGCGUCCUCAGUCCAGCCCUCAAGGAAGAAAGAGCACAAGAAGCCACGCAGAAGUCAUCCUGCGGAGAUUGUCGACCUCACUAUAUUGUCCCCUGAACCAGAAACACAGUCACCUGGCAGAGCGGCAGAAACCAGCAAGUCUUACGGGCCCUCCUCGGGCAGCAUAAGUGCCACAGACAAGAGUUUUAGGAAAUAUAUGUUACGAAAGAUUGAUCACACCAGUGCCCAGGUCCAGUAUGAAAUGGAUGUGAUUCGACUCGAUAAUAGCAGGCGAGCCUUUGAACAAUCACCCAUUCGCGCCUACGACGACUUGCCCAUCAUGUCGCUCCCGCAACGCGCCGAACUCAAAGGGAAGAUGAACGACCUGAAGAGAAUGCGGUCGCUCUACUGUCAAGUUGAGGAAUUUGAUCCAAGGCUGAAUAAAGGCGACCUUGAUCGAAUGCUGGACAAUAUUGUCGAUGCAGUAAAUCUGCAGCGCGCAAAAGCCGACACUCGGAGAAACGAGACCAUGGAACACUUGAAGGAGAUGGACGAGCUGGGUAAAAAGCGAAAGGCUAGCGCGGAAAAGGUUGAAAGAACACUCAAGCGUCUUAAGGAAUGCGAGUUCCCGGAAGCUGGAGCUACGUGA
Molecule: messenger RNA, 1458 nt
Organism: Emericellopsis atlantica
Lineage: Eukaryota; Fungi; Ascomycota; Sordariomycetes; Hypocreales; Bionectriaceae
Exons: 3
Coding region: 1-1458 (485 amino acids)
Source: RefSeq, a predicted model, not a curated record